ACUUUGCCCCCCCCAAAAGAAAAAGACACGCUUUUCUUUUCGCUUUGAAUUUGCUUUCUCGCAUCUCUCACUUUCAUUAUCUUCUUGAUUUAAUUUCAAUGGAGACUCCAUCAUCAACCAAAAGAGAGACAAGGUCGCAGACUCUGGCUGCUCUUAAUAACAACGAUAACAACAUUCCUAUUUCAAGUAGGAUCGAAGAUUCCGAGAAAGGUGUUUCAAAAUCAACAAGAAGUGGAAAACAGCAACAAGAUCGCUCUGCGCUUAUUGAUAUAACAAACGAUUCACCAAUUGUUGGAGUUGCUAUGGGUAGCUUAGAGACCCCGGCAUCAGCCAUAGCCAAGCAGAGAAGCAAUAGAGUCAAGAUCAACUAUACACCCGGCUCUGGUGAGGCAAAGCUUAGGGGUCAAGUGAAGACCCUCUUGCAGAAAGUUGAAGAAGAGGCAGAGCUGUCAAAGGUCGCAUUAGAGAACCGUCCCUUUCUUCGUAUUCAAGGAUUUGCUAAUUCUCCAAUGGGACUUCUUGCUCCGACUCCGGUUAAUACGCCACAAGUCCCUAAUCUCUCUGAAGCUGAUGGAGGCAUUGACUGCACUACUCCUUUGUCGGUAGUUGAAGAACCAUUGCUUUUUUGUCAGGUGGUGAGUGAUAUCUUUGAUGGGAAGAAGGAGGGUCUUGAAUCUCAAAAGAGUCUAACAAGGUCUUUAAUGCUGGACUUUUCUGAGAAAUCUGAAAUCACUGAUGCAUCGUCAGAAUGCCCCUCUGUGGUGACCACUCGCGAAGUAGACAAGUCACUGACAUCAGAUGAUGACAGCGCUUCUAACUGGUCCAUUCUGGUUAAUGCAAGCACCCAUGAAGAAGAAGAAGAAGAAGAAGAGGAAGAAUAUUACGACCCUUAUGAUUAUGAAGACGGUGAUGAUGGAGGUUUGGUUGAUGCACUGUGUGAAGGUAUUGGCAAGAUAAGGUUUAGCGAGAAUAAUACAAUGGCUGCUAAAUUCAGAGGGAAGCAUACAAGAUUUAGAUACAACAGUGAUGAUGAGGUAGUUGAAGAAGAAGAAGUGGUAGAAGACGCUGCCUUUCAACACCAAAUGUUCUUCACUUGAAGGGUCUGCCAACUCCUAAAGGGAGGCACCUGCGUUUUCCUGAGGAUGAAGACGACGGCGACGAUUGAAUUGAGUUGGUGGUGUUGUGUCUAACUCGACACAUCUUUGGGAUUUGUUAUUUUUUGGUCUCUUUCUUUUAUUGACACACCACAAAUUGAAGUGGUUCCUGGAGAAUAAUACAAUGUUUCUUUGAAUGAA
This is a messenger RNA of Manihot esculenta (cassava), 1295 nucleotides long. RefSeq lists its product as uncharacterized. The transcript has 3 exons. The record is from RefSeq and is a predicted model, not a curated record. NCBI's taxonomy places the organism in Eukaryota, Viridiplantae, Streptophyta, Magnoliopsida, Malpighiales, Euphorbiaceae. The coding region runs from base 99 to 1097 and encodes 332 amino acids.